Messenger RNA from Branchiostoma floridae (Florida lancelet), 4774 nucleotides. RefSeq names its product protein PAT1 homolog 1-like. The transcript is spliced from 16 exons. Lineage: Eukaryota; Metazoa; Chordata; Leptocardii; Amphioxiformes; Branchiostomatidae. The coding region runs from base 119 to 2632 and encodes 837 amino acids. Gene Ontology annotation, biological process: deadenylation-dependent decapping of nuclear-transcribed mRNA; P-body assembly. The record is from RefSeq and is a predicted model, not a curated record. Gene Ontology annotation, molecular function: RNA binding. Gene Ontology annotation, cellular component: P-body.
UGAAGUUCUGAUUCCAAACGCCAGGUGGCGCUCGUGAGCCAUGACCCUCUUGGUCUGUGUGUCGCCAUUCACGUAGUCGCAGGCGGCCGCUUGCAGGUGGGACAAUGUGGAUAUAGCCAUGGCAGACACGUUUUUCGGCUUCGACGCAGACAUACCCGGGGAAGAUGACCUCGGGUUGUCAGCUGAGGCAGAGUUGGAGGAAGACUUUGACCGACUGAAUGAUGAUACCUUUGGAUCCGGGGCCAUUGAUGAUGGGGACUGGGAGACAAAUCACAAGAAGCUAGCAGAACUCGAGGAGCUCAGGAAGAGAGAUGGCGGCAGCCAGGCCAUCCCCUUUUCCCAGGAUGCCCUGGGGCAGGUCAGAGGUCAGGGCCUGGCGGAGGACAUGGAGCGCAGCAUCAAUCAGCUGAUGCUGGAGGAUGAGUUCGAUGACCCCGCCAUCAUGAGCAUACGGAAAGGGCCGCUGUCUCCGGACCGGUACAACACUGCAUCACCACCUGCACUGCUGCAGGCGGAAACGUUGAUUUCUCCCGGACGACAGAGUAUCUGGAGCUCGCCGUCGCGCAGUGCCCUGAUGGGAAACAAGGUCACGAUCCUGCAGCGCCCGUCCGAGCCCGCCGAGCCGCGUACGCUUCCCAUGGAGGUAGGGAUUUCAUCCGCUUUCCAGGACUCUGCGAUUGUCUCUGCUGUUCCAAGAAAGUCAUCCCCUCCCCUGGUGCCCUCAUCUGCGCGCACGCUCGAGGAAAUAGAACGCGACCUCCGGGGGUCGGGAAACAGGGCUGCACCUUCCCCACCCCUGGGGAGAGCCAUCUCCCCCGGGGGUGUGUCCUUCGCUUCCCCGCAGGGUAACCAUCACCCCAGGGGUGGACUCGGUAUGCACCCCAUAGGAACCCCUCCCCGGACCAAUCACAUGCCUCCAGGGAUGCCCAUGCAGGGCCCAGGUGGCAUGCCUUUACAGCGACCACUUCAGUCUCCCCACUCCCUUCCCCCUGGCCCCCACCCCCCUCCUCCUGGCCCCCACCCCCCUCCAGGAUUCCACAACGCCCGACCCGGAAUGUCCACCCCACCCCCUCAACACCCCCUCCCUCGCGGCCACCCCACCCCUCCCAUGCGCCCGCCCUUCCCCAGAACACCCCUCCGUCCCGGAAUGGUUGGUCCCAUGGGGUUCUCCCCCCACAUGAUGAGAGGAGGAGAGCGGAUGUCACCACACAUGAUGAGAGGGGGGGACAGGGUGUCGUCCCCUGGUCCGGGCCCUGGCCCUGGGCUCAUGCCAUUUAUGCCAAGAUCACCCUUCCAACAUGGUAGAAUGCCCCCUCCCCCCCACCAGGGCCCCCCUGGCGGCUCCCCUAUGAAUGACACGGCGCUGUUACACCCCUACCAUCGGCAGAUCCUACAGCAGAGGGAACAGCAGUUCAGGCAGAGGCAGAGAGGUGGCCACCACCCCGGCGGGCGGGGCAUGCCCGGACCUGGUCCCCAUGGUAACCGGAACUGGCGUGACGGGCCGGGAGGGUUCCAUGGCGGGGAGCCUCGUGACGAGUACGCGGGCCUGAUGACUCAGCGUGAGAAGGAGUGGGUGGUGAAGAUCCAGAUGUUACAGCUACAGAGCAGCAACCCCAUGAUGGAGGACUACUACUAUCAGGCCUACAUGUCUAAGAAGAUGGCCCAGGAGGCAGAGAGACCCCCCUCCCAGGGUACCAGUGGGGAGGGGGAUGGACCUGGCUCCAGCCCCCCGAAACUCAUCACCCCCCAACUUAAACAAGAACACAAGACUUAUAAACCAGCCCAUUUCGAGCACACCCUCGGGCGAGUGUCCGUCUCGAGCGUGAACAACCCUCGGAAGCUGAUCGACUUCGCGGCCCACGCAGAGGAGGACCACGACAUGAAGUCUGGUAUCGGGAAGGACCACCGGCGCCGGGAGCUGCUGCUGCUGAUAGAGAAAACUUACUCUGUCAUGCUGGAGCUAGAGGACAUCGAGAAAAAAGUCAUGAGUGUUUCUGAGGAAGAAAGGAGAAGUCUCCUAGAGGCCAGGAUAGGGAUGGUUCACCAGAUCUACAACAACUUUGGGCUUACAGCUGAUGGAAGCAAUGAUGACCAGUUUCUCCACUGGAUGUGUAUCCGGAAGGGGAAGUCUCUGGUGGGGCGCGUCCUUCCCAUCCUGCCCCGGGACAACGCAGCGACCGUGGUCACCUGUGUGCUACGGAACCUCGCUAUCCUUAUUAGGAAGGACACUCAGGAUGAGAUGCUCCCUCACCUGUCGUCCUCGGUCAGUCAUGUGAUCAGGAACUCCCAUCUGGACCACCUUACCUCGUUCCUACAGGCCAUCAUACAGGGGAAUGAUGGGGCAAACCUUACUGCAGCUGUACAGAACAAGUUUGGCAUGUCUGUCCUGUGUUCCCUGCUGACCAGAGCAGAGACCCUGUUUAACACAGAUGUGGACACGCCCUUGGAGGAAGAGGCUCUAUGGGGAGACCUUGUUGGGCAGGUGUGUAAAGAGCUCCUGUCUGUACCAGAAGCUAACCUGGCCUCGCCUGUCAAACCUCCCACCGGUAUCACCAACCACGUGUCACGCUUUGUGGACAAACAGACGUCAACAGCGCUGGAACAAAGGCUCAGGUCUCUACACGGUGUUUGAUAUGACACGUAAUGUGGCCAGGGGACGGCUCGCAAUUCACGGAAGAAAAUCAAGCAACAAAGUCCAAAGACGAAGGGUCCUUUAAGUUGUAUUAUUAUUGAAAAGAAAUCAUGAUAUGGUAAUAAAAUUGUCAGCGGUAAUGACUGAGAGAUGAUCAGAGAUAUUUUGUACAAGGCUGUUCAAAAGAAUCUACAAUAGCGUAAUUUAAAAAAAAACUUGUAUCAUUAACAAAGAAAGUUAAGAUGAUAUGAAAGGAAGGUGCUAUCAAGUUUUGUUUUUUCCCUUUUGUAGUUUGUGCUAUAGAAAUGCAAAUUUUAAAUAAGUGUAAAAAAUGACCUUCCAUUUUUGUUGUCAUGACAUUUUGAGGCAUUUUUUGCUCCAUGUAAGAUGUAGGAACAGUCAGAAUAAAAAAAAGUAUGAUAAAAAAGCACCUUUCCUGAUACAAAACCUUUUGUGAUUCUUACAGUUAAUAAAAUUUUGAUGGCAAUUUGAUUUUCUUUCAUAAUCUGUAUUACUUGAGGACGGAAAAAAGUACUUAAGAUAUAGAUACAUCCCACUUUCAUAAAGCUACUUUAUGUCCUGAUUUGGAUAUCUUGUUACUCUGAUUUAAAAUUUUUUGAUGCACUGAGAAAGUGGAGAUCUGAAAUGGACUGCUUUAAAUUUGUAUAUGUAUUUAUUAGCAAAUAGAUUGGAACUUGAAGAGUAAUUGGUUUACCUACAUUGUGUGAAAAUCACCCUGUACUCUACUGUGACUCUAAGGGUAUAGCUUACAAUGGAAUGUUGUUUAUGAAGUUUAGCCUUUUUCCGUUUGUAUCAUUUAUGAUCUUUUGUACAAUUUCUACAUGACUUGUGCAUUACAGGCAUAUAAUGUUAUAUUACAGGCAUAUCGUACCCAUGUAUGAAUACUGUAAACAUUGAUACGGACAUUCAACUACAGUUUUGUAUUUCUUUAGUACAGUUAUUAGACAAGUUGUCACUUUUGAUCUUAAGGAUCACAUUUUGUAACAAAUACGUAUUCUUUAAGCACAGUAUGCUUGUACAUUGGCAGCUUCAAACUCUGUAUAAUGUUAAACGCUACAUGUUUUUGAAUGCAUAACAGUGCAAAGACCAAAUAAUUCUUACCACAUUUAUUUCAAUGAUGACUUAGUGGUUUGUGUUAGCAAUUUUGAUUAAUUAACUUUCAAUGCAAGAUUGCAGGAAUGUCCAUAACAAAUGUGUAGCAUAUAUUUAAGACAAACUUUGUACGAAUGUACAUAUGCUUUGCUAUAAACCUAGUCAAGCUUUUGAAAGCACUUGAAAGUUGCCAGUAUGAUUUUCUGUUCAAAUUCUAAUUUUAUCAUAUCACACAGCAUAUAUGAAAAGAGCAUGGUGAGAGAAGAAAAAAAUUAGCAUAGAACAAAACGAGAAAAAAAAUUAUUACUAUUAUAGGUAUUGAAGCUGAUUAACCUUACAAAGUAGUAGAGUAUGAACUUGUAGAUCAACAUUAUGUGGUGGGUGAGGGCAACAUUUGUUCAGAUGCCCCAGGUGCAUUUAUUAAGCCUGCUUGACACUCACAGGAAACGUUCUGUCUCAUGUGGUCGUCUGACGUUUGUGCCAACUCGUGUACGUGGCGAGAGAAAAACGAUUUGUGAAGGCCGGACUGUGUCACGGUUAUUGCUCCAGUGUUGAUUUGAUUGCUCUUUAUAUAGUAGCUAUAGGCCAUGUAAAACUGCUGUUAGUCUCUAGAUAUGCUAUUGUUUAUAUUAAGUAGAAUCCCUUCACUUAUGGAAUGAUUGUGAUUCGCUAUUAUAUUUCAGUAGGUAGACGCUAGGAAGUUUUCCUUUGAAUAGUUUUCUUAUGCAGGGAUUCUUUCUGUCAGAUAAAGCAUUGUGUUAUGGUAGCUGGUAUUGAAACAAUGGCAAGACAACGAACAGCUAGUGUAGAAGAAUGUGUGAUGAUGUGACCAUGUGUCCACGAACGUUUCCUCAGAAGACAUUGUGAGUCUUUAAGUGUGUGGUUGUGCCUCAAGGCUUGAGACGCUUUCCCCAAGUACAUUUAUUUUGGAAUAAGGGGAAAGUGGUUCGUUUGGAAAAGGAACCUUAUUAAAGAAUGUAUUUGUGUUAUCUGGAGCAAGGGAAUAUAAUUAAAACACAAUGAGCAUCA